AGCAGACCGUGAUGCUUCACGGGGAUGGUGUUGUUCCGCCAUGUUGUGAGAGAUCCACUUACUCUCGAGACGAAGGGAGAGGGAGAGAAAAAACGGAACAUUUUAACUGGGUUUCUAUGUUUUUGUUGCCCCCCUUUCAUCUCGUCUCUCGGACAAGUGAAGUGAAGUGAAUCCAGAUUAAUGCAACUCUGACUUACUAGAACCGCUGCACCAUGGCCUGCAACGCGCAAGAAGAUGAAUUUGACCAACUUGAUAAACCUGGUGCUGAGAGAUCUCGGAGAAGACGUGCGACCAAUGAAGAGUGGGACAGGGAUGGCUACAUGUUGGAAAGUGAGGACUUGAAAUCUGUUGUGAACUCUAGCUGUGGGUUUCAGCAAUAUGCAGGUGAACUGGUGACUUGGGGUUGUUUACAGAUGAAGCUGGUUGGUUCUCCUGCAUGCCUAACAACAAUAAGACGAUUAGUUGUCAGGUGGCUGAACACUGUGGGCUGUGAACAAAGCAGAGAAGCUAUUGGAAACGAUGGCAGGAAAGGUGAUGUGUCACAGCUGCAGCAUGUGGAGGAGCUUACCAGUUUGAUCCAGGCCAAGCAUAUGUUUGAAGUUGGCUCUGAAAUCGAGCUGAUCUACAGAUGUUGUGAUGCACCACCAGUGACUUCCAAACACUUCACAAUAGUACACAGCUUGAAUAUUGAUGAAAACAACUGGGCACUCUUCAAGAUCGAAAGUGAUGGCUUUGGGGGUGUUCUUGACUUUUAUUUUCCUUUCAGUUACCAAGAUGUGUCUAUUGACAUGAAUGCCUCAGCAUCUUUUGUGGGUACAUCUUUAGAAUUGUCCAAGAGUGUCGGUGAUAAAUCAAGUGAAGAGGUAAUGCAUUAUGCAGACCAUGAUAUAGAUGAUGAAAAUGCCACUCUUGAAGUUGCAGAAGAUGCACAAGAAGAAAUGGAGGGCUACGUACAUGUCGAAUACGCUGAUGAGGAAGAAGGUGUGGAGUAUGAAGAUGAUACACAGCUUGGAGACGACCAAAUCGAUUAUCCAGCAGAACAGGGGGAAGAAAUGUACAAUGAUGAAGUGUUAGACCUUGAAAUCAAUGACCCUCUAGAUGAUGAAUUUCAAGGUACGCUUUUUCUUCACAAUCAGGAUGAAGACUACACCCAGUUUUAUGCCACAGACCAGGAUAUGCCAGAAGACCUGCAAACUCAGGACAAUGAAGUCUAUGAGGAAGCAAGAGCUGCAGAUACACAGGAGCAAGUUGUUGAAGUUGCGCAAGAACCUGAAGAGGUGGUGAAACAAAUACAGGAAAUAGAAGAAAGAAAGGAAGUCUCUGAUGAUGAAGACGAAGAUGAUGAAGAGUCUGGAAGAAUGCGUUUCAAAACUGAACGGAAAGAAGGAACUGUUAUUCGGUUAACAGAUGCAGCUAGAAAGAGGCGAAACAUUCCAGACACAUUGGAACUUUCUGAUGAGGCUAAAGCAGCAUUGCGUGAGUUUGAGGAGACUGAACGCCAACGAAAACAGGGAAAAAGAGGUCGAAGGGGAGGGCCUUCAGCUAAUUUCCCUUUUUGUGAUCCAAGGAGAGAGAGUGGUAGGAGGAGAGAUCAACGGCCACCCUUGAUGCAAGUGCCUCCAUCAUUGCAGAGUCCUCGUACUACAAUGAAUUCUUCAGAGCAGCAAUCUGGCAGAGGCACUUUACAACAGCGACGGCAGCCACCGCCUCUUCUGGUACCCCAACGACAUCCUUCCACAUCUGAAAUGCCCAGUGGCCCUCCACAGCAACCAGAACAGCUGGAACAGCAGAACUCAGAAACUGCUUCUGUUGGUGUGAAUUCAACAGUAAUUCCAACACAACAACCAAAGAACAUUCAUAUAAAUCCUCAUUUCCGAGGUCCAGUGGUUACACCUGUGCAAGUGCCCUUGAUGCCUACGCCAAACCAGCCGAGGCCUGCUGUGGGCCCCCAGAGAUUCCUAAGCCCUCCAGAAUUUCAACCACCUAUUCCAGUCCCUGCUAAUUUUAAUCAGCCACCCAGACUUCCUCUUCAGGAACCAUGGAGAGGACCACACCCUCAAGAGAGAGAACCUUUCUUCAUUGGUGAGCCAAGGUUCCAAGGGCAACAUGUGUUUGAACAAGGAAGUCCUCCACCCCCACUUAUGAAUAACCAUGCUAUGUCUUUGCAACCUCCCAUGGUGUACAGCCAUCCAGGCUCAGGUUUCAACCAACAGGGACAGCAUCACAUGUUUCCGCGGGAGGCUCCAAUAAGAACGAGUCUUCAACCACAGGGUCAUAUGGGAAUGUCUCCCUUUAACCAACCUGGUCCAUUGAAUCCCAGACCAUUUAUUCCUCCAAGACAGCAAUUUCCGCAAGGUCCUGGACAACCAUUUCCACCCUCACCCCAUAUUCAACAAAAUCUGCAGCCACCCUUGCAGCUUCAACCACUGCCCCAACACCAGCAUAACUGUUCCCCUCAACCAAUCAUUCCUAAUGCACCGCACCAGUUUAGGCCGCACUUGCAGAUUCUUCCGACAUCUGUAAAUGACAAACGACUGCAGCGUCCGCAGCGGCAAAAUAUUAUGAAGCCUCGGCAUAAUAUACCUGGAAUUCAAAACAUGAAUAAGCUACCAAAUCAAUUUCAGACAUCUGUUCAACGCAAUAGCAAUCUUCGUGAAUUGCCUAUUGCGCCUCAUAACAGUAGUGUAAGACAUCAUCGCCCUUUGUCAGCUCCUGCUGCUCAAACUGCAUCAGUUUCUGGGACUAAACCCACAGCCUCAGUUGUAACCUCUUCACGUGUGAAACAGACUGCUCAAAGUGCACCUUCUCUUCAAGGUUCCCCAGGGGUGAGGGUGCCGCAGAAGAACUUGCAGCAAAAAAUCAAGAAACAAAAGCCCAUGUCACAGGAUUCUACAGUAAUAGAGCCUACAGAUGAAGAUGAGGAAACACGAGUAUAUCGUUUGAAAAUUGAAGAGCAGAAAAAACUCAGAGAAGAAAUUCUGAAACAGAAGGAACUCCGACGUCAGCAGCAAGCCGGUGCCCGAAAGAAAGAAUUGCUUGAACGUCUUGCACAACAACAGCAGCAGCAGCCGCCUGCUGCACAACAACUAUCACAACUAGUAAAUACCUCACAAGCUCCCCAGAACAUUAACGUGUCCACACUACAAGCUGUAAGCCUAGUACAGCCAAACAUAAAAAACAGACUAUUCACAAAGAAACAAGUCACAGGAACACAACAGCAAUUUAUUAAAACUCAUCAAACAGGGAAUGUUAUACAGGUUCAAGCAGAAAUGAAAAAGAACAUCAACCAAAUCAAACAGGUCAGACCUGCACCUUUAAAUCAAUUUCAGUUUCCAAAAGUUGUUCAGUCUAAACCUGUUAACUUACCAGGAUCUAGCAUGCAAUGUGGAAAGGUGAUUGUCCCUUCAGUCAAGACUCCAGAAUUGAAACCUGGUGUGAAACGGACUGUAAUGCAAAGGAUGAACAGUGGAGGAGGGGAUGGGCCUCACAUUAAUCCCAAAAUAAGAGUCCUCAAGCUUCCAACUAUGCAGGGGAGCGAGAACACAGGCUUUUCUCAUCCUGAGGUCCAGUCUCAACAGCGGCAACACCAGCAGCAUCUUCAGAAACAGCAGCCUGUUCGAAAGGUCACAUUGACAAAAGGAGCGCAACAGCCACAGCAGCGUCCACAGCAGCAGCGGCAACAAUCUGUACCACAAUUAUUAGGAAUGACAAAGAAUUCAGCCAAUCAGCAGAACAGGGUCAUUAUGCAGGGGCGCGGCACAGCAUUACCAGGCCAGAUGGGCCGAGGACGCAUGAUGCAACAUAAACAGAAUCUGCGAGUGGUGGAAUGCAGACCUCAACCAUGUGUGGUGUCAAUUGAAGGGCUUUCUUCUUCAACUACUGAUUUCCAGUUGAAAAACCUGCUGAUGUCAGUUGGACCUAUUCAGGACUUCAAGAUGAUGCGAGAGCAACGAAAGGCCAUUGCAAAAUUCAGGGAGCCUGCACAUGCUUCAGCGUUUCAGCAGAAAUUCCACAGGCACAUGAUAGAUCUGUCUCAUAUCAAUGUGGCACUGAUCAUGGAUGAAUGAUUAUUCUUGGAAUGAAAACAAAGCCUCGCUCUCAUGCAGAAGUUCAGAUCAAGUCAAAUGAAGAAACAAAAUGGCUGAGCUAGCAUACAGUGAUCAAUUUCUAACCAGUGUGUAUGCUAUUAAAUUGGUGAAACCAAAGGAGUUGGCCCAGGUCCAGUGUGGGAUGAAGGAUGUGAUGCUUCUGAAGAAGACUGUGUUUGUACUCUUGUUUCCACAUGUUUAUUGUUUGUUGUCACCAAAUGGAACAAAGUCUUUUGCAAAACACCUCUGUGGAUUCAAAAUACCACAAAAAAAUGACUUAACUGUGAACAGUGACUGAAGUAGGCACUGUAGAAGUAGAAUGGCUGCUUAUCAAGCGUAAUAGAGAACUUUUAAUGGUGAAUAACAUUAGAUAAUGGUUGCUGCAGAAUUCUUUCCUUGCAGGUUUAUAGUUAAGUGUUUAAUGUGUACCCCUUUAAACAAUUUUGUACCUAUAGUCUGACUAGCUUCAAAAUAGCCCAUCAUUUUGCCCUACUAAAGUAAGAAUUAGCUGAAAGGAACUCAGAUUUGCAUUGGGAAGUGCAUGUUAAUGACGGUUUCAAGUAUAAGUUAGUCCGUUGUUUUAAAUCUCUUAGAAGAUGCUUAACUACAAGACUAGAAAGCAACUUGAAGAUAGUGUUUUGGUGAAGGUGCUUGCCUGUUUAUUGUAGGUUGGAGUAUGAAAAAAAAUGAAAGUAAUACUUUCUGUUGGGUCAGUAAGAUGCGCAUUAUUAAUUUCACUGAAAAGCAUCAUUUGAAGGCAAAAUUACUUGCAUAUUCAGACUACAAAAACACGUUCAGAUUCCUUUUGUUCAGCAACCAAUGGAACAUCAAAUUAUUUAAAGAGUGAAAUAUAAAGAAUCUCAACCAGUUUCCAGGCCAAAUGAUCUUUAAGUGUUAACCUUUAUGUUAAAUAUCCCAAAUACCUGAUGAUCAUCUGGAAUACAGCUAUUUAUGUCAUUGAAAUAGUAAGCAAAAGUGUGAAUUAGUUUGGAGCUACAGAUUGAAGAUAGUCAGAUUCAGCCAUUAUGUGAAUACUGCCAGAGCAGUAACAGAAUGAAAAUCCUAUUACUUUGUCACAUGUUAAUAUGUAGCUGGUUUGUUCCACACUAUAGAACAUGAGACUGAACAAAGAACUCCUUCUGUGCUUUCUGCAGGUGUUUUGAAUGUUUCGUUCAUGGUUGUAACAUAAGGUAUUCAUCGCUAUGAUACUGUACAUUUCUCAGUGUGAAACGUUUUGAAUUAAACUGGGCUAAGUUCUAACAGGCAUGGCGAAACAUUAAACUCCAGAAUCGCGUUUUCAUUCGCCUGUCUGUUGGUUGGUGACUUUUUUAACUAUAAAACUUGCUGAAUUUCAGCCAUCCAUACAAACAAAUGUUUCACUGCCAGAGGCAGUGACUGCUGACUUGCUCAGUUUCACGUCUUGGACUUGCUGGUGGAAUUGUUCAAACACCAGACUGCCAAAGCAGAUGGACCUCUGCUUCUUGCCGAUGACAAUGAAAACUGAAAGACCUUCAGAAGUGCAGUUGUUUUGCAAGGCAUCUUUUGGCUAGGGAUCUUGUGCAGUGGGGACAGGAGAAGAGAAAACGAUUUUAGGUUUUUUAACAAGUAUGUGCUACAUAGCAAAGUCUAUGUCUGUCUCUAUUUCGGAGCACAUUUUAUGGUGUAAUUUUGUACAAAAAGGGAUACUCGUCUUCCCCUUGAAAGAUUGAGAGUUAAUAAUUUGAAUUGUUGUCUUGCUAGUAAUAUCACCUGCAUCUCAAAUGUCCUGAAGGAUAUUGUGGGAUUAAGUCAGUUUUUGUUGACCUCAUUAGCCUUUAGUAUUUAGCUCAAGUACAGCUGUGAAAACUGUCAUGGAGGAUUUGAUAGUCAAAGAGACUGAAAUACGACUUAUGUAGAAAGAUACAUGGAUGUUUGUAAGAUUGUAACACAUCCUUUGAAAGAGUUUGCCCUGUGUUGCCCCAUUUAAUAAAACAGUCUAAUAAUUAUUGAAGCAUAAUGUGCUUCAGAUUUGUUGAAACUUUCCCAGCUUUUUCAGAUGUCGCAGCUCAUUGAGGAUUUGUAAUUGCUUUCAUAAAAUCUAUUCAUAAAUAGAUCUGCACAUUCUGUUAAUGCUCAUUUAUGGCUGUGAAAUGCAGUUUCUUGCACUGUACGCAAAGGAGGAUUAGCACUGAUGAUCCACAAAGGAGAAUAUACAGAGUAGGAAAUUUCUGACAAUGACAGGCAGAAGUUGCAAGACUAGGAGUAAAUUGAGUUUAUGUGCAAGUUUCUUUUUCAUAUUGGAUGCUGAAUCCAGAGUGGGCACAAGGAUUGAAAGUAUCAUGCAGAUUUUCAUUUUAGUUUUAUCAGGCUUGCCACAGACACUCAUUUGAAGUAGAAUUUUGCCUGGGCAUAAUGGAGCUUUCUGUGCUAAUUCUCACAAGAUGAGGAACAGUUUGAUUGUAUCAUGGUCACAUUUAGGUAGAUUGAAAUGCAUUACAAAUGGUAAGGGUUAUUGGCCAUUAUUUUGUUUUCUCAUUUACUUGAGUUUGUGUGAUGUCGUGCACAUAAAAUUCAUGAGUCAGACAUUUUAGUUCUCUUUGUUGACAUUUGUCAUCUUCAAUUGAGAAACCUUAAUGGUUUACUACUCCUGCAUAUUCCCAGUAACACAAUUUGCAGCUCGUAUUUUAUAUAUAUUUAUAUAUACAUAUCUGUCUUCUAUUAUUGAAACAGCAGCUUGCAUUGCUGAAGUCUUUUGAGAGAGAAGUAUUUACCGGUUUAUAUUAUUAAGCUUUAAUGGCAGUGGCCAUGUUGACACAUGAGAGAUGAGGUGGGGUAGGACAUGUCACAUUAAAAAUGUGUUUGGUAAAACUUUAGCGUAUCGGGGAAGAUGUGCUGCAACCAUCAUCUGAGUUUUUCACUGCACAUUAGUGGGUUUCAUGUAAAAUGCAAAGAAACAUUUGUCUGGCAGCAUGUAAGUAGAGCAAAAUGCUUUCAAGUCAUCAGUGGUGUUCAUCUACUUUUUAGAAGUUGUGCAUUAGCUAAUAAAUUCUGAAGUUGCUUGUGUUUUUUUCCAUGUAUCUUAGUUCAAAGUUUGUUGGAUGCAAUGACUAUUGACCUGAAACAAGACAUCCUGUGUAUUAAUACAUUUUAUAAAGAUCACAGUUCUUCCAUAUGUACUUUCUCCUGUUUAUUUACAUGGGUCUUCUUACUCAGGGGUGACAUUUUGCAAAUUCCUCUGUGUGUAUGUGGAGCCAAAUUUUUUUCGUCCCUCAUGCAGUGAAGUCAUUGUGAGAGUAGUAGGAUGCACUGGGGUUUAAAAAAAAAAUCUGUAAUCUGUGUUACAGUUGAGCUUUAAUUAGAAUGUUCUGAAGAUUCUAAGCAUUUUUGUGUCCAUCAUUAUGUAGCUUCUAAAUUUGUUGUCCUAUACAUUGUAGGAAGUAAACUUGUACUAGUCAAUGAGGAUUGUUGAACCCACCUUGACAGUUUGAAGGGGCAUGCUUCUAAGUGGAUUGCAGUGUAAACAAUUAUCCUUUUUUAUGCCAUCUACAUACAGUAUUCUAAAAUUAGUUGUUGCCUUGAGGUGCUCGGAUAGCCUAUAUUUUUUGAAUGUGGAAGCAGGAAAUCAACGCAACAUGUCAAAUGACUUUUAUGGUGUGUUUUAGGGAAACAUUGAGUCAUGCUAGUUCUUUGACAGGACUGUGGUUUCAUGUUCUAAACCAUGUCAGCUGAGCUCUCAUGCCAGUUUUAAAAAGUAGAAUACAGUUCCUCCUCAGUUGAAGUAGCCAUGACUUGAUGGUUCAUAACGCAUCAUCUCAGCCAAUUUUCACUACAUCUGCUUACCACAGUUUAAAAUGUUUGGCACUUUGAGGACUGCAUUCUCUAUGCAAGAGUUUGUUGGAGAAAUUUUAAAAUGCUGUAUGUAAUUAAUAUGGUAAUAGCUCUUAGCAAAGCUUCCUCCAAUCUCCUGUUUCCCCCCAAAAAAGUGUCUGUUCCCAAAGUACUCUUUCUUUAACACUAGUUACAAAUAGUUGCAGGUGAACUGGCAGGAAAAGUUGUCUCCUUUAUUUACUCUUAGAUUAUUUGUUUUAAAACACAUUCAAUUUGUGUUUAAUAGACUUGUGACUGGACAUGUUUAGUUGUAAUUUUGGAGCAAUCAUAACUGAAAUCUUUAAAAGCCUGCAGUUAAAACACUAGCUUGUUUAUAACAGAAGAUUCUCACUAACCCUAGACACUACUUGUCAUGCUGCCCUCUCUAACCCCAUUACACUCAAGCCUGCACAUAACUUGAAAGUUGAGGGAAUAAGCUUGUUUGGCACUUAGAUUCAAAUAGAUGUAAAUAUUUUAAAGUGCUUUAUAGAUAAAAUGAAAUAUCCUGUAGAUAAGUGUCAGUUUCGUGGAAAUAUAAAUUAAUGAAGCUGGCACUGUCCUGAUUGAAGAGUUAAAAUGUAAAACUGUAAGGGAACAAGACUAGCCAUUUUCUCCCUUUUAGUUUAAAACCCUGUAAUGUCUUUUAGUCUUAAGCUGGUGCUUAACAUUAGAAUUAUGUGAUAUUUUAAGACCUGAGCUAUAUUCUGUUUAGUAUUGUAUUAUAUGGUGCUGCUUUUGCACUUGUGAUGUUCCUUUAGUGUAGCAUUGUUCAAGUUUGUCUCGCUUUAUUUUUGUGAUGUUGCUUUAUUUGCUUUUAAUUUGGCUUCACUUACUCACUUAACAGAUUUUACUUAUUUAUUUAUAUUGUGUUAUUUCCUGCACUUCUAGAAUAGAAAUUCUAUUAACCUUUUUAUAUGAGAGAAGGAUUAAGAAUUGAUUGAUCCAUGGCUCAAAGGUUUGACAUUUGUUGAGCUAUUAAACAGCCCAGUGUUCAACUUGUAUUUAACACGACACAGCAAGUCAAAUGUUUUUGAAUUCAUCAGCCCUCCUUUUAUACCUAUAACCUCAAUGCUACAGAAAUAACUGAUUUUUUUUCCACAAUCAUUUUUAUUUUUUCUAUAAUUUCAGUGCAAUAUUUAUAUGUGGCAUUUUUAAUUCCAUUUUUAUCUUUUUAUUCUUUAAAUAGCUGAGUUCAUAAUUGUUUUUGUGCAAAGCUGCUUCUUAUGAGAUAGGGUGCUCUUUCCUUAAAGAUGAAAAAAAUGCACAUUUACUUAAAAUCAGAGAUUGAUGAGACUGUGCACAUCUUUCAAUUUGUUUCACCUUUAAAUUGGUUACUGUUUCAUUAGAUAAUAUCCAGUGGGUAAUUAAAUAUUAAGCAUUGCUGCAGUUCUAUGUGGUUAAGAUCUCAAUCCAAAGGAUUUUGUGUAAGACCUACAUUUUAAUUGCCGACUAGGUUGGUGCUGAAAAUUGUGACCAUCAUAUUGCAAGUGUUUGUGAACAAACUGAUUCUCAUUGAAUCUUGGUGUAGCUUUUAUUAGAGCUCUGUAUAGAACACAGUUGGGAAGGAUCAGUGUGUUGUAACAUCAGCUUGUAUGCUGUUUUGUCUUUGUAUCUCUUGGCCCAGGCUUUCCACAAAAAAUACAUUGCCAAUAACAGCCUCUGUGUCUAAACUUAAUGAAAGCUGAAGUUUUCCUCCAUUGCGUAAUGGUGAUAAUUGACUGCUUGUAGGGCUAGUGUUACAUAGACAAACAAGAUUUUCAUUCGAAUUCUGAAUCCCAGACUGAAGAUUUUGCAUGUUAAAGUUUAAAAACUGUAUAUGUAAAUUGUAAUACUUUACACUGGAAGACUAUAGCUUUAAAACCUUCAACUUACUGUGGCAAGAUGCUGAAUUGAAAGUUCCUUUCCUAUAGGUCAGGAUAAUGCUUUUUUUAAAAAAAGAUUGUAUUUGGCACAUCUUUAGUUUUAAGUUAUGGUUAAAAUUAUAGUACUGUAUUACAGAAUGUAUUUGCUAUCUGGCAUUCUUGAGUAAAUUAUCAAUGUUAUCCAACUAGGGAAAAAAAACUUCAUUUUAAAAAUGUUUUAUCAGAGACUUUUUUUAAUCUGUCACUUUGUGCACAGAGUUGCAUCCUUUCUGCUGAGCAGAAUGUGACAUAUAUCGUACAUCAAUAUUUGAUUUCUUAGAUUCUUAGUUUGAUAGCUAGGCAGAUCAGUCAGAAAAUAAUAGGAUUGUCUGUUCCUUUUUAAUUGUAGUUUCACAAAAUAUUGCUGAUGGUCUUGGUUAAUGGUUUUCCAUAACAAUAGAUAGUCUACCAAUAUCGCAGUUGAUGGUUACAAUGGGUGAUGUAAGUUGUGUAGUUGUAAAGAUCUGUCCUUAUUUUGAUAUUGAUUGUGUUUUAUUAGUUGGUCACAAAGUAUGUGUUGCAUGAAAAUGAAGCUUAUCGAUCUAAAGUAACUGAUUUCAAAUAACUGCUGUUCCACCCAGCAACCCAAAUGACUAGAACAGUUACUUAAGUUACACAUUCCCUUCAUCCAUGUUUUCUUUCCUCCUCCUGAGCAUUUUAGGAAAUAUUGCUCGCUCAAAAACUGCUAUUUAAAGCCACAUGAUUUCCCUGGUAUCAUUUCUCCAAGCCUGGGCUGAGGGUUAGCAGGGAAAUGGAUAUUGUUUAUAUGAAUGUUUUAAGUGUGCAAUGUUGCUCACAAUUGUGUUCUUUUUGUAGGAAACAAGAAAUAUGAGCUGGUGUUGGAGGUGAAGUUUCUAACAUAUUAUCUCUUUCCCACCCCCCUUCCCUUCACAGAUGCAGCAUUCUGAGCAGAUUGUAUUUAUCUGGAUAAUAAUUUUUGCCUGAAAUAACUUUUUUUAUCCAUAGGGAGUUUAAUGUUUUUUAAAAAUUAUUAUUUCUUAACUACUAUGGAGAUCUAUUUGGUGCUUAGUGAUAUGGUAUGCUUAGCAUUUUCAAUUCUUCCUGCAAUGUAGUGUGCGUAUAUUUCAGAAAAUGCUUUCAUGCUUGUCUUCACACGUUGACAAAAACUGUAUUUGUUGUAUGUGUGUUUUCUGAUUUACAGUUUAGGCUUUCAUUUGACACUGACCUCUUCCAUUCUAUUUCGCUGUUAGGGAGGGAGUUUCACAGUUGCUCAUGUAACAGUGAGCACUUUUAAAUUUGUUUUUGCAGUCCAUUGUAAUUACUUUAACAUAAUGAGGUAGCUUCAUAUCUAGCUGCAUGUGACAUGAGUGACAUCACAUUCUAUGUUUAAUGGCUGAGGAAAGUUGCUAUGUUAGUCUAGAGGAUACUUUGAACUUUUAUGCUUGAAAAUUUGAAGAUAAUUCACGAAAUAAUAGCUGAAGAACAUGGGCACCAUCUAAGUAGCUCUAUUUUAAGUAGUUGUCGAGAAUCCACUGAGUGGUUUGUGAUUUGGUAAUACCUCAUUUUUCUGCGAUAUACUAACUAAUUUAAAAAUUGCAUUUUGUUACAGGAAAUUCAUGGAGGCUCUGACCUAUAGCCGUGCUUGUCAAAUGUAUAUUGAGAUUUUCCUGAUGUAUGUCACUAACUUGCUGUUUUUCUUACAGUUUAAGCGCACAGAAGGAAUAUAGAGGGAUUGCCUAUCACUUGAGUUGCCCACUGUUUUCGGUGGUAGAAACGAUUAGCAGUUUAGCAAUUCGACACAUGAAAACUGAGCACAGUUAACUUAAAAGGGUUGUUGUAUUCAAAGUUACAUCUAUCACUGAAGUUGAUCCUUCCUAACCUGAGUUUACAAUUGGGGUUUAAGUAGAUGUUCUUAGGAGAUAUAACACGUUAAACUUAGUAAUACUAUGACACUGUGACAUUACGUUGGAAUACUUGAUGUAAGAGUUUUUAAUUUCUGGUGAAUGGAUUUGGAGUUGUCCAAAUAUAGUACUGUACUACAUUUUAUAAAUGCUUAAAUAUUCUGUUCAAAUUUUCAAUUUUUUUGAUUUUUAAUCAUUUGUGGAGUCAAUCAGAUUUUUGUUUUUACUGUUUUGUCUGUUAAAAUAUUGACAUUUUAUAUUCAAAUGAAUUGUAUUUGUACUGCUGAACUGAAUAGAAUGAUUUGAUAAUAAAAACAUCUUAAAAUGAA
Messenger RNA from Chiloscyllium plagiosum (whitespotted bambooshark), 12026 nucleotides. Lineage: Eukaryota; Metazoa; Chordata; Chondrichthyes; Orectolobiformes; Hemiscylliidae. The record is from RefSeq and is a predicted model, not a curated record.